AUGUUCGCCUGUGCCAAGCUGGCCUGCACCCCCACUCUGAUCCGAGCUGGAUCCAGAGUUGCCUACAGACCAAUUUCUGCAUCAGUGUUAUCUCAACCAGAGGCUAGGACUGGAGAGGCCUCUAUGGUAUUUAAUGGGGCCCAGAAUGGUGUGUCUCAACUAAUCCAAAGGGAGUUUCAGACUAGUGCAAUCAGCAGAGACAUUGCUGAGAUGUGA
Messenger RNA from Mirounga angustirostris (Northern elephant seal), 216 nucleotides. Its product is annotated as ATP synthase F(0) complex subunit C3, mitochondrial-like. Bases 1 to 216 code for a protein of 71 amino acids. The record is from RefSeq and is a predicted model, not a curated record. Lineage: Eukaryota; Metazoa; Chordata; Mammalia; Carnivora; Phocidae. The transcript has a single exon.